Molecule: messenger RNA, 1700 nt
Organism: Leptopilina boulardi
Lineage: Eukaryota; Metazoa; Arthropoda; Insecta; Hymenoptera; Figitidae
Product: tubulin beta chain-like
Exons: 3
Coding region: 203-1570 (455 amino acids)
Biological process (GO): mitotic cell cycle; microtubule cytoskeleton organization
Cellular component (GO): microtubule; cytoplasm
Molecular function (GO): GTP binding; GTPase activity; structural constituent of cytoskeleton
Source: RefSeq, a predicted model, not a curated record
CCACCACCAUCAGGGCCACAAGGAAGAACGUGACAAAAGCCCUGUUCCAUUCACCCAGCGACGAGGCAACUGUCAAACUCGAGAAGAAAUUGUUGAGCUUUUUUUCUAUAUAUUUUAAUCAUUUUUUUUUUCUUCUCACUUUUUGUCAAAACUCUUCUUUUUUUUUCUCUCUUAAUAAAUAAAUUAAAUUAAUCAUAACAUCAUGAGGGAAAUUGUUCAUCUUCAAGCUGGACAGUGUGGAAAUCAAAUUGGAGCAAAGUUUUGGGAAGUGAUCUCAGAGGAACAUGGUAUCGAUCCAGUUGGAAUCUAUCAUGGAGACAGUGACCUGCAACUUGAAAGAAUAUCUGUUUAUUACAAUGAGGCUUCUGUGGCUACAGCUCAUAGCGGUGGAAAAUAUGUGCCCCGUGCAAUUCUCCUCGAUCUUGAGCCAGGAACAAUGGACGCAGUACGUUCAGGAGCAUUUGGAAAACUCUUUCGUCCCGAUAAUUUUGUUUUUGGUCAAUCAGGCGCUGGUAAUAAUUGGGCAAAAGGUCACUAUACCGAAGGUGCAGAAUUAGUGGACUCAGUACUUGACGUUGUUCGAAAAGAAUGUGAAAAUUGUGAUUGCCUUCAGGGCUUUCAAUUGACCCAUUCGCUUGGUGGUGGUACCGGUUCUGGAAUGGGAACUCUUCUUAUUUCAAAAAUUCGCGAAGAAUAUCCCGAUAGAAUUAUGAACACCUAUUCGGUGAUGCCAUCGCCAAAGGUUUCCGAUACUGUCGUUGAACCCUACAAUGCAACCCUAUCGGUUCAUCAACUCGUUGAGAACACUGACGAAACAUAUUGUAUCGAUAAUGAAGCCCUUUAUGAUAUUUGUUUCCGUACACUCAAGGUUUCCAAUCCAUCGUACGGUGAUCUUAAUCAUUUGGUGUCAUUGACCAUGUCGGGUGUCACCACUUGUCUUCGAUUUCCAGGUCAAUUGAAUGCUGAUCUUCGUAAACUUGCCGUCAAUAUGGUUCCAUUUCCUCGGCUACAUUUCUUUAUGCCUGGCUUUGCACCUCUUACAUCGAGAUCAAUGCAACAAUAUUCGGCGCUCUCGGUGCCCGAAUUGACACAACAAAUGUUUGAUGCAAAAAAUAUGAUGGCGGCUUGUGAUCCAAGACAUGGUAGAUAUUUGACGGUAGCGGCAGUAUUUCGUGGUAGAAUGUCAAUGAAAGAGGUUGACGAACAGAUGCUUAGUGUUCAAAAUAAAAAUAGUUCAUAUUUCGUUGAAUGGAUACCUAAUAAUGUGAAGACGGCUGUUUGCGAUAUUCCACCAAAGGGAUUGAAAAUGUCUUCAACAUUCAUUGGAAAUACAACGGCCAUACAGGAAUUAUUCAAGAGAAUUUCAGAACAAUUCACUGCUAUGUUUAGGAGAAAGGCUUUUCUACAUUGGUACACUGGUGAGGGAAUGGAUGAAAUGGAGUUUACCGAAGCAGAAUCGAAUAUGAAUGAUUUGGUCUCGGAAUAUCAACAGUAUCAGGAAGCCACAGCUGAAGAGGAUUUUGAAGUUGAAGAGGGUGGUGAUGAUUUUGAAACAUGUGAACAAGAGUAAAAAUUGCAUUAAAUUCGGUGGAAUUGAAGAUGUUUAGCGUAUUCUCAAGUUUCAUGUUUGUGUUUAUCCUGCUAAGAUGAACAAUGUUAAUAAGCAAAAUUUUUUAUAUUUUAGAAGAGUCGACUGAAAU